Molecule: messenger RNA, 939 nt
Organism: Ctenopharyngodon idella (grass carp)
Lineage: Eukaryota; Metazoa; Chordata; Actinopteri; Cypriniformes; Xenocyprididae
Gene: nol12
Product: nucleolar protein 12
Exons: 6
Coding region: 7-783 (258 amino acids)
Cellular component (GO): nucleolus
Molecular function (GO): RNA binding
Source: RefSeq, a predicted model, not a curated record
UUUUAAAUGCGUGUUCUGUGGAGGACCUUUAUUUUGGCACUUCCGGUAGUGCUCAGAAGCGGAAGUUUUGCAGCGCGUCACACGUGUUUAGAACGAGUACACUCGAGAAAAAUGGCUAAGAACGGCAAAUUAAAGCAGAAAACAAACUGUAAAAGUGGAGCGAAACAGAAGCAGCGUAAAUGUGUGCUGAUGUUCGAUGAUAAAGACAGACAAGAUUUCCUGACGGGUUUCCACAAGAGGAAGCUGGAGCGGCGAAGAGCAGCGCUGGAGGAGAUGAGGAACAAGCUGAAGGAGGAGCAGAAGCGCGUCAGAGAGGAGAGACACAAAGAGUAUCUGAAGAUGCUGCAGGAGCGCCGUGAGGCUCUGGACGAGGCGGACGAGCUGGAAGACGUGAUCACAGCGACGACAGAGAGCGUUCAGUAUGACCAUCCCAACCACACCGUCACCGUGACGACCAUCAGCGACCUUGACCUAUCAACAGACAGAUUGCUAGAACCACAGCAGAGAGAUGAACAGAAUGAAGAGGAGAAAACAAAAGCCCUUCCCAAGAUAGCUGGAAACCCACUCCUGUCCAAAAAGAUCCAGAGCCUCACUUCAUCGCUCAACAGCCUCACUAAACAGAAGAGGAGGGGCAAACGGAGGUCCAAAAAGGAAAUGAGGCGGAGAAACCAUCAGAGCGAAAAGAAGUCGUCAUCCACUCAUGACAACAAGCUCCGCCCAGGCAGAAGCACCAAGGCACAAAGGCGCAAACGAACGGGCCAGAACGAGCGCAAUCAGGACUGAUGAACAUCACACUCGAGCCGACGCGUGUCUGUCAGACUCGCAGAACGACUGCCGAGCGACUGAUGCUGCAAACUCAUGAACUCCUGCCAUUCGGCGUCUGUGUUUGUAUUUUUACAUGUUUAAUACUUUAAAAGGACAUUAAAAAAAGAAACCUCA